This is a messenger RNA of Penicillium cosmopolitanum, 2508 nucleotides long. It is a transcript of the gene pakA, whose product is annotated as mitogen-activated protein kinase kinase kinase kinase STE20. Bases 1 to 2508 code for a protein of 835 amino acids. Gene Ontology annotation, biological process: intracellular signal transduction; protein phosphorylation; regulation of MAPK cascade. Gene Ontology annotation, molecular function: ATP binding; protein serine/threonine kinase activity. NCBI's taxonomy places the organism in Eukaryota, Fungi, Ascomycota, Eurotiomycetes, Eurotiales, Aspergillaceae. The record is from RefSeq and is a predicted model, not a curated record. The transcript has 5 exons. Gene Ontology annotation, cellular component: cytoplasm.
AUGAGCCAGGAAGGAUUCUCGUUAAAAUUCCGCCCAAACUUCACAAGGACCCCCCCUAGCUUCAGUUCGCGCAUUCUUCGGACUCAUCAGAGCGCUACCUCUCUCAAACGUCAUCCCUCCGCCCCCGUCUACCCCCGUUCUUCCCCUAGCGGUAGUCGCGAGCACGUUCGCUCGCGAUCCAACGCUUCAGCCGCCUUUGGCUCGUCAUCCUCCUCGCUCGAUCACAGUGGCGGUCCAUCCCCUAUUCAGGACGAGGGGUCUUACUUCUCCGGUUACAGUUCCUCCCGCUCCCGCACUCGUUCAAACCGCUUCUCCUAUGAUCAACAAAGUUCGGAUGAAUUAAACAACCCUUUCGAGACGCGGGGCAUGCUCAGUGCGUUGGAUGAGAACAGCGCCGAGACCGAUAUUCAUCCCCAGCAACCUCCGCACUCGCUCUCGCAUCAUACAAGUCCCGACCCACGCGGUCGCCAAACCCUUCGACAGUCAGCUAGCUUCACCACUCUGCCGAACCGAAUGGAUCCCUUCGCACACCGCGAAACCGAACGACCGCCUCAUUCUAAGCGCUACUCCGAUGAGGGCACUAUCGCCAAUGGUCCGCCCGGGCCGACGCCCACGGCGGCCAAGAGACAGAGCAAGAAGGCGAGCUUCUCUAGCUUCGUGAACAGCAUGUUGGGCUCCCCUCGCAAUAUCAAGAUUUCCGCGCCGGAGAACCCUGUUCAUGUCACUCACGUCGGUUACGAUAACCAAACUGGUCAAUUCACCGGCCUUCCCAAGGAGUGGCAGCGCUUACUCCAGGAAAACGGAAUCUCUAAGAAGGAACAGGAAGAACACCCGCAAACGAUGAUGGAUAUCAUGCGAUUCUACGAGAAGAAUACUCGUGGAGAUGACGAUGAAGUCUGGCACAAGUUCGACAACGCAUACGGCGGAAACACCAGCAGCGGUAAUAGUAACAAUACCAAUAACAACAACGGUCGCAGUACUUCGCCUCCCGGAAGUCCGCGUUUCCCUCAGAAUCACGAAUGGAGUUUUGAGAACCCACGAGCCCCUCCUCCCAUUCCUCGCGGCGCCCCAGCAAAUCCACCACAGCAAGUGCCGCAAGUGCCAACUAUGUCACCGCCGUUGGGUGGUCUGGUGCCACAUCGUGCCCCUCCCAAGCCGCCAACCAAUAUGACACCUGCCCGUCCGCCGCCACAACCCCCCGUGUCUCAAUCAUAUGGCGGUGCCCCGCAAAGACCUAUGCAGGACCCAUACGGUCAUCCAUUUGGCACUCCAUCUAUUCCGGAAUCAGAGCCAAUUCAUUCGGUUUCUCCCCAGCUCAGCCGCUCGAGCUCCCGUAAUGGCGGUCCUCCAACCAAAGCACCGGGUAUCAUCUCCAACCCGACCCAGUACCAGCAACAACAGGAGCAGGUUAUGGCGGCUGCACAGCAAGCCAUUGCAUCAAAACAACUGGAUCGCAGUACCAGCCAACGCCAGCAAGCACAGCAACCCCCGGCGCUUGCAACUAAUAUUGGUCCUUCCACCGGAGAUCCUGCCUCGGCUGGCGCAUCGCCAUCGACGCGCGCACCUCCGGCUGCCAGGCCCCGCCAACGCCAGCGCCAGAGUAAUAUCAUGGAUGUCCGAACACGUCUGUUACAAAUCUGCCAUCCCGGCGACCCUACCCAGAUAUAUCACACUCUAAACAAGAUUGGUCAAGGUGCAUCUGGUGGUGUGUACACGGCUUACGAGACCGGAACAAACAAUUGCGUUGCUAUCAAGCAGAUGAAUCUCGAUCUCCAGCCCAAGAAGGACCUAAUUAUCAACGAGAUUCUUGUCAUGAAAGACAGCAAACACAAGAACAUUGUCAAUUUCCUGGAGAGUUAUCUUAACGGAAUUGACCUCUGGGUAGUCAUGGAAUACAUGGAAGGCGGCAGUCUCACGGAUGUGGUGACUUUCAACAUCAUGAGCGAAGGCCAGAUCGCGGCAGUCUGCCGAGAGACACUGAAUGGAUUGCAACACCUCCACUCGAAGGGUGUUAUCCAUCGAGAUAUCAAGUCCGAUAACAUUCUGCUUUCCAUGGAGGGCAACAUCAAGCUGACCGAUUUUGGCUUCUGUGCGCAAAUUAAUGAUUCGCACAAUAAGCGCAACACAAUGGUCGGCACUCCAUACUGGAUGGCACCCGAGGUUGUCACUCGUAAGGAGUAUGGGCGCAAGGUCGACAUCUGGAGUUUGGGCAUCAUGGCAAUCGAGAUGAUUGAGGGAGAGCCACCCUAUUUGACCGAGUCGCCCCUGCGGGCUCUCUACCUGAUUGCUACAAACGGCACGCCCACGAUCAAAGAUGAGCAUAAUCUUUCCCACAUCUUCCGUGACUUCUUGCAUUUGGCCCUCAAGGUCGACCCGGAGAAGCGAGCUUCAGCUCAUGACCUACUGAAGCAUCCAUUCAUGUCUCUCUGUUCGCCUCUCACCCACCUUGCGCCCCUUGUGAAGGCUGCUAGAAUCAGCCGUGCUCAAGAAAAGGCGCAGAAGGGCUGA